Acanthochromis polyacanthus (spiny chromis) is the source of this 1409-nucleotide messenger RNA. It is a transcript of the gene skap2, whose product is annotated as src kinase associated phosphoprotein 2. Bases 101 to 1126 code for a protein of 341 amino acids. Gene Ontology annotation, molecular function: protein binding. The record is from RefSeq and is a predicted model, not a curated record. Gene Ontology annotation, cellular component: plasma membrane; cytoplasm. The transcript has 12 exons. Lineage: Eukaryota; Metazoa; Chordata; Actinopteri; Pomacentridae.
ACUUCCGUAUCUCUGAGCCCCGGGCUGCUUCCGUAUCAUGUAAAAGUUUGUUGUUCCCCUGCUGGACGGUCCAUCGCUUCAGACGACACAUUUCCUGACAAUGCGCGCCAUUCCCGAGGAGUUAACUGCGCUCAUUUCAGAUCUUGAACAUUUCCUCAACGAUGGCUUGAAAGGCGAAAACUUGAGCAAGAAGGCGAAAGAGAAGAGGGAGACCUUCAUCAAACGGAUCAGGGAGGUCAAACAAGGUUUCCCACAAGAUUUCAAGGAAAAAAUAGGCGGAGACGACUCGGAUGACGAGGAGGAAAUUGACAGCAACAAUGACGGAGGGUCGCUGCAGUCGGAGCGCACUGACAAGGAUGAGGAGACCUGCGAAGGUGCCCAGCAGUUGCCACCUGUAGCAGCUCAGGAUCUGCCGUAUGUUUUCAAAGCAGGAUACCUUGAGAAACGAAGAAAGGAUCACAGCUUUUUUGGCACCGAGUGGCAGAAGAGAUGGUGUGCUCUGAGCCAUCAUACUUUCUACUAUUAUGGCAGCGAGAAAGACAAACAGCAGAAGGGCGAGUUCAAUAUCGACGGCUACACUGUCAAAAUGAACAGCACCUUACGGAAAGACUCCAAGAAAGACUGUUGCUUUGAAAUUUCGGCUCCGGACAAGCGAAUCUACCAGUUUUGUGCGUCAUCAGUGAAAGAGGCGGAGGAAUGGGUGAAACAGAUAGACUUUGUUCUGAGAGAUAUGACAGGCAUCAUCCCAGAAGAAGAGGAGGAGGAACAGGAGAUGUACGAUGAUAUUGGACGCGCUGAUGAUGAGGCCGGACCGAUCGAUGAGGACAUCUACGAAGAGCUCCCAGAGGAGGACGUGCCCUCUCCAGUAAAACCUCCUCCAAAAGUUGAGCCAGCAAGCAAACCAGCUCUCCCUGCUCCAGCUGAUAAGAGCACAGACUACCAGAACUUCUACCAGGGCUUAUGGGACUGCAUAGCGGACCACCCAGACGAGCUGUCCUUCAAACGUGGAGAUGCCAUCUACAUUCUGAGCAAGGAGUACCAGAGCUUCGGCUGGUGGGUCGGAGAGAAGAAUGGAACUGUAGGUAUUGUUCCCAAAGAGUACCUGAUGGAGCUGUAUGCUCUGUAAACACACCCAGACCUCAUAGCUGCAAAGUUUAUCAUUUCACUUGCUUGUUAAGUUCAGACUUUACAACUGGAAUCCCUCCUGUAGUCGUUUGAAGAGGCUAAUGCUAUAACUGUAGCACAUUUAUGAGUAUUUUUCCAGAAUAUCUGCACUUUGCACUGCUUGUUAGUAUUUAUUUUCUAUUCAAGGUACUUUUUUUUUUUUUUUUUACACUCCAUCAUUUCAUACAUUGCUUUUGGCAAAUUAGAUUUUUGCAUAUAGCAAAAUUAAUAAAGAUUUGAGCAUA